AUGCAUCUGGUACCUAAAGAGAUCGACAAACUAGUCAUCUCGCAGCUGGGAUUGCUUGCUCAGAGACGAUUGGCGAGGGGAGUCAAGCUGAACCAUUCUGAAGCUGUGGCUCUCAUCGCCAAUAACCUUCAUGAGCUCAUUAGAGAUGGAAAUCACACUGUCUCUGACCUGAUGGCCCUGGGCGCCACGAUGCUAGGUCGUCGUCACGUCUUGCCCUCAGUCUGCACGACUCUUCAUGAGAUUCAAGUCGAAGGUACCUUUCCAUCAGGAACAUACCUCGUCACAGUCCAUAAUCCCAUCAGCUCAGACGAUGGAGAUUUGAGGAGAGCUCUAUAUGGCAGUUUCCUUCCUGUCCCAGACAACAGUAUCUUUCCUAUGGCAGCGACUGAAGAGUAUCAACUCGACAAGCAGCCUGGUGCUGUUGUUCCUGUUAAGACCAAGAAGAUCUCCCUCAAUGAAGGAAGAAAGAGGAUUCGUCUUCAGGUAACGAGUACAGGUGAUCGACCAAUUCAAGUUGGAUCUCAUUAUCAUUUCAUCGAGACCAACUCGCAGCUUGAGUUCGACCGUAUUCGUGCUUAUGGCUAUCGACUUGAUAUUCCCGCUGGAACGUCAGUAAGAUUCGAGCCCGGAGAUACCAAGACUGUUACCCUCGUUGAGAUCGGAGGCAACCGUGUUAUCCGCGGUGGUAACAAUCUUGCGUCUGGAGUUGUUGACCUCUCACGCGCCGACGAAAUCCUCGCUCGAUUACAAGAAGCUGGAUACGCUCACAAGCCAGACCCUGCCGGCGACAUGGCUCAUAUCGAUGUUUUUCAGAUGGACCAUGCGUCUUAUGCGACUAUGUUUGGCCCUACCACUGGAGACCUCGUUCGGCUCGGCAGCACAGAUCUCUGGAUCAAGGUUGAGCGCGACGAAACUGUCUACGGUGAUGAAUGUAAAUUCGGUGGUGGUAAGACACUGCGUGAGGGAAUGGGCCAAGCAACUGGACGACAUGAUGCCGAAACCCUCGAUCUCGUGGUGAGUAAUGCUCUCAUCGUGGACUGGACGGGUAUCUAUAAGGCAGAUAUCGGAGUCAAAGAGGGCAUGAUCGUCGGUAUCGGCAAAGCAGGCAACCCAGACGUUAUGGACGGCGUAACGGAGGGCAUGGUCGUGGGAAGCUGCACAGAUGUCGUAGCAGGUGAAGGAAAGAUUGUGACCGCCGGCGCUAUCGACUCGCAUAUUCACUUUAUCUGUCCCCAGCAAAUACCCGAAGCUCUUGCAUCUGGUGUAACCACCAUGCUUGGCGGUGGUACAGGUCCAAGUGCUGGCACGAACGCAACUACUUGUACGCCUGGUGUUCAUUACAUGCGUCAGAUGUUGCAGGCGUGUGACCAGUUUCCUAUCAAUAUUGGUAUUACUAGUAAAGGUAAUGAUAGUUCUCCUGAGGGUUUGCGCGACCAGGUUAAAGCUGGUGCUUGUGGUCUCAAACUUCACGAGGACUGGGGCUGUACUCCUGCUGCCAUUGACGCUUGUCUCAGUGUCUGUGAUGAAUUUGAUAUUCAAUGUCUUAUUCACACUGACACACUUAAUGAGUCUGGCUUUGUCGAAUCUACAAUCGCUGCUAUCAAGAACCGCACAAUUCAUACUUAUCACACAGAGGGUGCGGGAGGUGGUCAUGCCCCUGAUAUCAUCUCCGUGGUAGAGCAUGAAAAUGUUCUGCCAUCCUCGACCAACCCUACAAGACCAUUCACACGCAACACCCUUGAUGAGCAUCUCGAUAUGCUUAUGGUUUGUCAUCACUUGUCCAAGAACAUCCCAGAGGAUGUAGCCUUCGCCGAGAGCCGUAUCCGUGCUGAAACCAUUGCUGCUGAGGAUGUAUUACACGAUAAAGGCGCUAUCAGCAUGAUGAGCUCUGACUCGCAGGCUAUGGGCCGUUGCGGAGAGGUUAUUCUAAGAACAUGGAAUACUGCGCAUAAGAAUAAGGUGCAGCGGGGUUGGCUGCCGGAGGAUGAGGGCACAGGGGCUGAUAAUGCGCGUGUAAAACGCUAUAUCAGCAAGUAUACUAUCAAUCCGGCUAUUGCUCAGGGUUUUGGACAUGUCAUUGGAAGUAUUGAGGUUGGCAAGUUUGCUGAUCUUGUUCUUUGGGACCCUGCGUGGUUUGGCACCAAGCCCAGCUAUGUCCUCAAGGGUGGGCAUAUCGCAUAUGCUCAGAUGGGCGAUCCCAACGCGUCAAUCCCAACAGUUCAGCCCGUCAUUGCUCGUCCAAUGUUCUCGCCACACUGCGCCUCUGCGAGUAUUCUUUUCGUCUCCGCGGCGUCCAUCGAGACAGGAGCUAUCGCUUCAUAUGGUCUACGCAGCCGCAUUGAGGCUGUCAAGGAUUGCAGAAAUAUAGGCAAGAGUGAUAUGCGCCACAACGAUCUGAAGCCCAAGAUGCGUGUUGACCCAGAGAGUUAUACGGUUGAGGCUGAUGGUGAGGUUUGUGUGGCGGCGCCUGCAGAAACCCUACCACUUACACAACAAUUCUACGUAUACUAA
This is a messenger RNA of Fusarium tjaetaba, 2511 nucleotides long. Its product is annotated as urease. The record is from RefSeq and is a predicted model, not a curated record. The transcript is spliced from 5 exons. Gene Ontology annotation, biological process: urea catabolic process. The coding region runs from base 1 to 2511 and encodes 836 amino acids. Lineage: Eukaryota; Fungi; Ascomycota; Sordariomycetes; Hypocreales; Nectriaceae. Gene Ontology annotation, molecular function: nickel cation binding; urease activity. Gene Ontology annotation, cellular component: urease complex.